AUGCUUCGAGACCGCAGAAAAGCCAAAGGCAGCUUGGAAGCUGGUGAAGGCCAGAAUACAUUGAAUGAGGACGAUGCCAGCGCUAGAACCCAAUUUACAUACGGUGACGUAUUGAGAAUCAUUGGCGGAAUUCUACUGUUGGGACUCUUGACAGGACGAUUGAUAACAGGAUCGGUGACGUGGAACUUGUGGCGAGGAUCGAUUUCUCCAGCAAAUCUGACGGAGCCCUCUGUAUACUGGACGGGCCAAGACCUUCCUCGUGCAUUCUCCAUGGAUCAAUUGCAAGAAUUCAAUGGUUCAAGGGCCGACCUUCCACUGCUGUUGGCCAUACAAGGUCAAGUGUUCGACGUGAGUCGAAAAAGCGGCAUGUACGGCCCAAGGGGUCCAUAUAAUCGACUGGUGGGGACAGAUUGCUCCAAAGCGUUUAGUUAUGGCAUGUGGAGCAUGCAAGGCUUUCGAAAACCUUGCAGUGAUGAUCUCUCGGGGCUUUCAGACGAAGCGCUUCAGCGGGUUUUCGACUGGGUAAAGUUCUUUCAAGAUCGGUAUCCACACAUAGGGUACGUUAUUGACUCGAGGUUCCCACAGUCUCGGAGUGAAGCCUAG
Messenger RNA from Lachancea sp. 'fantastica', 603 nucleotides. NCBI's taxonomy places the organism in Eukaryota, Fungi, Ascomycota, Saccharomycetes, Saccharomycetales, Saccharomycetaceae. The record is from the annotation of a GenBank genome assembly.